This is a messenger RNA of Caenorhabditis sp. 36 PRJEB53466, 1002 nucleotides long. The record is from the annotation of a GenBank genome assembly. NCBI's taxonomy places the organism in Eukaryota, Metazoa, Nematoda, Chromadorea, Rhabditida, Rhabditidae.
AUGGAGGCCUCGAACGCUCUUCUCGCUCAGGCUCAAGCCCUCGUUAACCAAGGUUUGACUUGUUUUCACUGAAUUUCAAAGGAAAUACUUUUAGGUCAUUUCCAAGCCCUUCUCCAACAUUCCCAACUUUUUCAACCGCUCGGUGGGACCGCAUUUCCAAUACAAAUGCUCAUGGCUCCGACCAAUCCAUGUAAGUUUCGCCGAGUUAUAUCAAUAUCUUCAAGUUUUUCGAGUUUCAGUGCUCCCCGGUGCUCAGAACCCGCUCCACUGGCCUCUUAUGAACUUGAACAAGGCUGCGGGUACGUUUAUGGUCCCACGCGAUCAAAAACUUCAAGACCAUCAUUUCAGGCGUCUCAAACUCAUUCUGUUUGCUCUCCAAACAGCCGGAUGACUCGUGCCUGUGCAGAAAUUGCCGUCAACGCCGUUGUGGAGUCAAUCUGACACCAACUGCUAGUAAUUUUGAAAUAAAAACGUCCUAGACACCAUUAAUCUUGAUUUCAGUACAAAUGAUCUCGCAGGAUCCGAACAUUAUCAACUGGGAAAAGUAUCCGAACACGAUUGCGCCGUUGGAAGUUCCAACUGGCCCGGAGCUCCAGCAGUCUGCGGUGAAACGAAACAAGGCAAAGGUGAUUCAAGGUAUUUACGGGUUUUUGUAGUUUCCACCCUCAAAUUGACGUUUCUCAGCGCUCGAGGUGAGUCCGGCCAACAAGAAUCCGCGAAAGACGGGAAGAAGACUUCCGGAAGGCAUCAUCAACGUCGACUACCUCUUCCGCUCGAACUUUAUGCUCAAAGAGGAGGUGAAGAGUAUGAACAACGAGAAGGCCAUCAAUUUGGGCGAGUUAGCAAUCGAUUUCAGGCCUCGAGAUAGUUGCUUCGCUGUUUUCAGAGAUCAUUCAAAAUCUGCGACGCAUGAUCGACGAGCGGGACAAGAAGAUCGAGCAGUUGCAGGUGAUGCUCAAGAGUCACGAGACCUUCAUCAAGUGCAUGGAUUUGAAAAGAUAA